This is a messenger RNA of Megalobrama amblycephala (Wuchang bream), 3315 nucleotides long. RefSeq lists its product as uncharacterized. The transcript has 2 exons. Bases 2179 to 3069 code for a protein of 296 amino acids. NCBI's taxonomy places the organism in Eukaryota, Metazoa, Chordata, Actinopteri, Cypriniformes, Xenocyprididae. The record is from RefSeq and is a predicted model, not a curated record.
UUUCUUUAUCACCUCUGUCGUUAGCUUCUCUAAUUACAUUUUUUAUUUACAAUCUAGUCUCUUCUCCAGAUUGUUCUUCUGUGCGUGUCUGUGUACUACUAUCAGUUAAUACUACAUGUGCCACACUAUUCCAUUUUGGAGAACCUCUACAAAUUCUUACAGUUCCUGUUUGCUGAGGACCUAAUCACAUUCUCAUAUUAUCUAUCUCUUUAAGAGAUGUAUUUCUGCAUUUCUGUGACUGCAGGCCUAGGUAAGUGCGGUUCUGCUAUGGUUAUAACACUAUCUCUAUCUUCCUCCUCUUGUGGUAAAGUAAGAAGGAUUUCACUUGCAUUUUGAAAGUCUGUCAUUGCUUCCCGGUAAAUCCUAACUUUCUCCAUAUUUGGAACUUCACCCUGAGAUUUCUUUCAUUUUUUUUCCACUCAUAGUAUACAGCUUUGUUUUCACCAUGGUUUUUCUAUGCACUGUGCUCAUAAUGCCCUCUGACUCUGAGUUUUUGCACUGAAUAGCCACUUCCCGUCCAUGGUGACUUCCUAACUCUAUGGCCCACUGUAUGACUGCUAAAGCAACUUCAGAUUCCUGGAAAUUACCUUUUGCAAUCCAUCUCGGCUUGGUAACCAUAAAAGUAUCUGACCUGGCUCUAUCUCCUGAACCGAGGUCUCUGCCCUUAAGGCCUUUUUCUCCCAUGCUUUUACCCAGUGGUCUCCCCAGGUGUAGGCUUGAAUUAAGAUAUUACUGGAUUUUCUCUGGGCUUUUUUACCUGCCAUACUAGGGCGUCCUCUACUACAGGUUUCUCAACUCAAUAGCCCCUCUAGACCCCUCUCUAGGUCUCACUGGUAGUGAUCCCGUUUCCUGGCCCUUCAGUCCUUUCUCUGGACUGGAACAUACUAAGUCUCUCUCGACUAGUAUCUAACCGUAUCCUUUCUGGAUUGGUCUAUGUGGGUCUUACAGACAGCUCUUCAAUGUGGUUUCUACACUUUCAACUUAAAACUCAAACCUCAAGCCACUCACGUUGGGUGCCAUGUUAUUCGGUGUGACCAUUUAUAGUACACCUUUUAACCCUAUGAUUAUUCAGGUAGGGUAAGGAAAGUCAAAUCUAGUCUAAACCAUAAGAUACUCAUCCGCCGGCAGGUUGAAGUCCUUCAGGAAUGACGCAGAAGACUACCUUGUGGUUGUUCUUUGUGGAGGCUCAGAUUGUAGUUAUAAUAAGUAAAGUCUCACGGAAGGCAAAGUAACAAUAAAAUCUCUUUUAUUGAUUACAAUACAAAGCAGUUAAUGCAAAAUAAAACUUAAAUCAGCUUGAGCUAAAAAGCUCUAUAACCUAGCUUUACCCAGCAAUAUUAGAGAUGCUGUUAAGCACCCCUCGUUAGGGUAUCAGGUGUCUUUCUACGCUUAAUGCAGGCAGCAUCUGAGGAGGCCUUUUACUGCUCAGACUCUUAUACAAAUUUUUGGGACAUUCCAACUUCAUAUUACUCAUCAAUUGAUCAAUGUCUUUGAUCCAAUCUUCCUGCUGUAGGCAUAUCAGUAUCUGUGUCUCUUGCUUACUAAGCCGGAGGUCCUUCCUUUGUCGCCUACGCUGUCGUCUUCUUCUAGCACUCUUCCUCUUCACCGAAGUCUUCGCCUGGCUCACCUACGCUUUAGGUUGCAACAUGCUCCCUUCAUCCUUAGUGUUAACUUUUGUGGUUGGUUACAAUCAUCAAACUCAAAAACUUUCACAACUGUUGCUUAGUCAUAUUAUCUUAUAACAAACAAAGGAAGUAUUGCAGUUCCUUAAUUUCAUAAUCAUUCAAGCAUUCAAGCAUAUAUGGCCUUAACUUAAAAGCAAAUAAAUUUCCCUUUAGACCAAGACCUUCAAAAAAUGGUCUUAAGACUGGUCUCGAUUUGUUAAAAUAAUGAGCAGCAUAAAAUAUGAUUUCCUCUUUUUUUCAUUUGAAUUCAAAGUUGAAAGUGGGUUUGAAGGGUACGUGGGCUUAAUGGGUACAUUGACCCUAUAUUUUAAUGACUGAACAACUAACCGGUUUGUGUUGUGUUGUGGCAGCUGAGAGGACUAUAUAAGCGAGAGCCCUGUGAAGGUUCUUCAAAGAUCUCUUCUGCGAUCGUCAGUGAAACAGCAGCGUCUUCUACAACAUCUUCUGAAUUCUCACCUACUUCUUCAGUGCCACGAAUACGGAAGAAAACAAAAUGGCAAAUGCACAGCAAAUAACCAAGCUCGAUGUCUCCACCUGUAAGGAUGAAGAGGAAAAACUCAGAGCUCAAGGUUAUCAGUUCAUCAAUGUUGACCUCAAUGAAGGUACUUGUGGAAACCGGGUCCUUCUUUGGUUCAAGAAAGAGUGUGGCAACAGACCUGUGACCAGGAUCGAGUUCUCAUUCACUGACAGGAUGAAACCUGGUCUAGCUGAUGCUGGGUAUAAGGUGGUCAACAGGGAUCUGAAUGCAGGAGUUUGUGGAGAUCACAUCUUUCUGUGGUACUUCUACGGCAGCACUGAAUAUGACAUUCCUAUUGUGGACCUCACCGUAAGCAAAGGCGCCAAAGAAGAACCUGUUCUUCUGAAAGAUGGCUGGGAGAGACUGGGCUGUGAUCUGAACCGUAAUGCACGAGGAAACUUCAUCUACCUGUGGGUGAAGAGAGAGAAGACCAGCUACAUACAAGAGAUCGCAGCAACUGUUGACUUCUCUUCUGACAAGCACAUGUUUGAACUGGGCUUCACUCGUGUGUGUGAAGACACCAAUCGGGGCGCUGGUGGAAAACACAACGUCUUCCUCUGGUAUCGCCGCACAACCGAUAAGAAAAAGGCUCUCACUGCUCUUGACGUAUCCACCUCCCUCCAGGAGGAAUCAAAGCUUCAGAAGGAAGGUUAUAAAGUGCUAAGUGUUGAUCUCAAUACAGGAACCGGUGGAAAAGAGGUGUACCUAUGGUACAAGAAAGAGGGAUGUGAAUCGCAGAUCCAGGCCAUGGUUCUGCUGAUCAACCGUGAUGCCUGGUUUGAGUAUCAGAAAGCUGGUAUCAACUUUAUCGAGAAAAAUCUGAAUGAGGGCAACAACGGCUAUGAAAUAUCCAUAGCCUACAAGUAAAACCACAGAAUCAUGCUGCCAUCACAGGAUCUUCUUCAGUUAUCUCAGUGGUAGAUCUAUAUUGCAGCUAUAAGCAUAUCUGUUUCUAAUGCAUGAUUUUAAUGUCAAGCAUAUUGUGACUGUGGCUGUUGUACUACACUCAACCACACACAUUUCAUUUGGCCUCUGUGUUUAUGUUGAAAUGAAUUAUGAAAUAAAGUCAACUUCAACCACAACAAACGCUUUGGUGAGUUUUUCACACCUGUC